GCACGUUGACUCUCUACGUCAUUGUGGAGCUUAGUGCUAAUGUGGUUUUUUAAUUUCGUGUACAUAAUUUGAAACAUAUUGCAGUUUGAGUAAGAUAGUUAAUAAUUUAAAAUGCCUAAAAAGAAUAAAGGAAAGUCGGCAAAAAAGGAUGUAGAUGAAAUUUCCAAUAAGGCAAAGCCGGUAGGGAAAAAAACGUUAGAAGAAGAACUGGAAGAAAUGGGUAUUAUUGGUGAUGAAGUUGAACUUAAUGAGAAUGAAAUUGAUGAAGAAAACAAUGUUGAUUCUGUGAAAAGUGUGGAAGAAAACGUUGAAAAUGGUGAAAAUGCAAAACAAAAGCUAAGCCACAAAGAUAAAAAAAAGAAGAAAAAAGAGUUGGAAUACCAGAAACAACUCGAAGCAGUUGGAAAACCUCAUUCAGAGAAGUUAGAUGCUCAGUUUACUGUGUCUCAAGCAGAAAAAUCAACAUCUCAACAGCAGCAGUUAGAAAAUGCUGUUGACAUAAAGGUGGAUAACUUUUCUAUAUCAGCUCGAGGAAAGGACCUAUUUGUUAAUGCUAGUUUACAUAUAACAGCAGGGCGACGAUAUGGUUUAGUGGGUCCCAAUGGCCAUGGAAAGACUACAUUGCUGAAACAUAUAGCUAAUAGAGCUCUAAAUAUCCCUCCGAACAUUGAUGUUCUUCUCUGUGAGCAAGAGGUAGUUGCUGAUACUACAUCAGCUGUGGAGGUUGUUUUAAAAUCUGACACAAAGAGGGUUGAACUUUUGGAGGAAUUGAAUACAUUGGAAAAAGAAAUAAGUACUGGCAACAUGAAGAAUCAGACUCGAUUAAAUGAGGUUUAUGAGGAACUUAAGAUUAUUGGAGCAGAUUCUGCUGAAGCACGAGCUCGAAGAAUCUUGGCAGGUUUAGGUUUUAAUCGUGGAAUGCAAGAUCGACCAACAAAGAACUUCUCUGGUGGAUGGCGAAUGCGAGUGUCUCUAGCUCGGGCUUUAUUCAUGGAACCAACGCUACUACUACUUGAUGAACCUACAAACCAUUUAGAUCUGAAUGCUGUUAUUUGGUUGGACAACUAUCUGCAGGUUUGGAAGAAGACUUUGUUAGUUGUUUCUCAUGACCAAAGUUUCUUAGACAAUAUUUGUACAGAUGUUAUUCACCUUGACAACCAGAAACUUUUUUAUUACAGAGGAAACUUUAGUCAGUUCAAGAAAAUGUAUGUACAGAAAAGAAAAGAAAUGAUCAAGGAAUAUGAAAAACAGGAAAAAAAGCUUAAAGAAAUGAAAGCUUCAGGAAAAUCCAGUAAACAAGCUGAAAAAGCUACAAAAGAUGUUUUGACAAGAAAACAGCAAAAAAACAAACAAAAGCUCCAGUCUAAUGCUGAUGAUAAUGGCCCAACAGAGCUACUUAAGAAACCCAAGGAUUACAUUGUUAAAUUCAGCUUUCCAAGUCCUCCACCUUUAAGUCCCCCCAUUCUUGGUCUUCAUUCUGUAGAUUUUGGAUAUGAUGGCCAACCAUACCUUUUCAAAAAUGUUGACUUUGGUAUUGACAUGUCUUCAAGAGUUGCUAUUGUUGGUCCUAAUGGAGUUGGGAAAAGUACCUUUUUGAAACUAUUGAUGGGUGACCUGACACCACUAGUUGGUGAACAAAGGAAGAAUCAUAGAUUGCGUAUAGGAAGAUUUGACCAGCAUUCUGGUGAACAGCUAAAUCUUGAAGAAUCACCUGUGGAAUAUCUUCAGAGAUUGUUUAAUUUGAACUACCAGGAUGCCAGGAAACAGUUAGGUACCUUUGGGCUUGUUAGUUAUGCUCACACUAUACAAAUUCAUGACUUAUCAGGAGGCCAAAAGGCUCGUGUUGCACUAGCAGAGUUGUCUCUCAGAGCUCCAGAUGUUCUUGUUCUGGAUGAACCUACCAACAACUUGGAUAUUGAAUCAAUUGAUGCCUUAGCUGAUGCUGUUAAUGACUACGAAGGAGGUGUUGUGAUCGUGAGCCAUGAUGAGCGAUUGAUUCGUGAAACAAACUGCCAACUAUGGGUUAUUGAAGAUCAAAACAUUAGUGAAAUUGAUGGAGACUUUGAUGAUUACAGACGUGAACUCCUUGAAUCUCUUGGAGAAAUUGUGAACAGUCCUAGUAUAGCUGCUCAACAAGCUAUGGCUGCAAAUUAACUAGUGAUUGAUUUUGUUUCUUCUGAAAAUCUUGACAUCUAGUUUGAUGUACAGACGUAUGAGAAACUCAAUGUUUCAGUACUUUGUGGAAUUUAUUAUUACAAAUUAAAAAGAAAAAAUCUUGA
Limulus polyphemus (Atlantic horseshoe crab) is the source of this 2279-nucleotide messenger RNA. Its product is annotated as ATP-binding cassette sub-family F member 1-like. Lineage: Eukaryota; Metazoa; Arthropoda; Merostomata; Xiphosura; Limulidae. Bases 112 to 2154 code for a protein of 680 amino acids. The transcript is spliced from 18 exons. Gene Ontology annotation, molecular function: ATP hydrolysis activity; ATP binding. The record is from RefSeq and is a predicted model, not a curated record.